Messenger RNA from Cantharellus anzutake, 548 nucleotides. RefSeq lists its product as uncharacterized. The record is from RefSeq and is a predicted model, not a curated record. The transcript has 4 exons. Bases 183 to 416 code for a protein of 77 amino acids. Lineage: Eukaryota; Fungi; Basidiomycota; Agaricomycetes; Cantharellales; Hydnaceae.
GUGGAAUUACACGCACCCAAGAACAGCCUGCGGCCGUUCCGGAGCGCAAGACUUAACUACAAGGGCUGGUUCCGUGAUCAACGCGCGCGGAACUGGAAACUUGAUUCCUGCGAUUCGUCAGGUAUCCCGCUGAUCAGUCAACGCAAAAUUAGAGUCUACAUCCUUGUUGAAUCACUGCGCACAUGAGGCCACCUUCCCCUGUUAAAUAUGGCUUCUUUGCGUUACUGCGGGUUCCCCAAGCCUUCGCUGGAUUGAUAGGUCAUGCUCAGCUGGGCGAGCAAGUUCUUUCGAAUUGGGCAUCGUCGUCGUGCUUCCCUAGUAGGGGAGACAGAGGGAUCCCUUUGAGUCUGGUGGAGGGUACCAAGAGAUCAUGCCUCUGCCCAGAGCCACGGGUCUCUCAUAAUAGGGCGUCAUAAAAUCAUUAAUGCCUAAUUCCUCCAUGCAUGUGUGGCCCUCCUUCAUAGCUGCUCUCUCUGCAUCCGCCACAUGCCCUCCAGUGACACACCCUGUAUAUUACUCUAUUCACUCGUUUAAACCAUGCAGCACUA